CUUCGUCCGUCCCCUCCUCUCCCGUGCUCACCACCUCCCCCAUUUUCGCCGCCCCCUCCGAUCUCGCCGUUCUCGUCUCCUUCCGUUGGAUUAGGGCUCUUCAUCUGUUCGCCGCACUUCGUCAGUCGCCCAUGGCGGAUGAGGAGGUCACUGAUCCAAAGGCGCUCCUAGAGGAUCGUUCAAAGGCUAAGUGUGUGUCGCAGUGGUAUGAUUAUCAGAAAUGUGUUAAAAGGAUUGAGGACGAUGAGACUGGGCACAAGCACUGUACCGGUCAGUACUUUGAUUACUGGAAAUGUGUUGACAAGAAUGUUGCAGAGAAACUCUUUGAGAUGUUAAAAUGACAAUUUUUCCCUCCAUUUAUCCACUUAAAGUUGGUAAUAAUUGUAUCACUUGUGAGGCCUAUAGACUAUUAAGGCACUUAAUAUUUGUCAGAGAACUUUUGCCUCUUGGGUAACACAAAUUUUCCACUGCCAGUUUGCAUUUCAUUUCUGCUACUAGUAUUGAACCAGCAAGGUUUCCUCCAUUGCUGGAUAAAAAUCAAUGGAAUAUUCCCAAGAUUGUGGCUGAGCGUUAAAUGCUAUAAUGUACCUUAAUUGCUUUUAUGGUGUAUUUUGACGAGGACAUAGCUAAUCAUUCAGGUCCAUAACUUGGAUGAGAUGGAAUAACAUGUGUACAUUACUUCUAGCUGGUGGUAAUGAUUUAUCAUGA
Molecule: messenger RNA, 708 nt
Organism: Zea mays
Lineage: Eukaryota; Viridiplantae; Streptophyta; Magnoliopsida; Poales; Poaceae
Exons: 5
Coding region: 132-341 (69 amino acids)
Biological process (GO): mitochondrial electron transport, ubiquinol to cytochrome c
Cellular component (GO): respiratory chain complex III
Source: RefSeq, marked validated